Molecule: messenger RNA, 1023 nt
Organism: Symbiodinium natans
Lineage: Eukaryota; Dinophyceae; Suessiales; Symbiodiniaceae
Source: the annotation of a GenBank genome assembly
AUGGCCGAGGACAAAGUGGCAGGCAGCAUCCAAGUACAUUUGCCAGCGUCCGUGUGUCAAGCCCUCCUCGAAGCGUUUCCCUGCAGAUCGUCACAAUCUUCCCUGUCUGACCCUGCCACACCUGACUUUGCGGCGAUGGUCGGUGACCUGCUUGACGUGCUUGCUGGCACGUCCCAGGCAUCCCAGCCCGGAGCAACACAUGCACUAAGUGCCCCAAGUGCACCAAGUGCACCAAGUGCACCUUGCUCAGAGAGUGUUGCAGAGUGCCGGUACAAGCGGGGCGGCCGGACCCCUGAACUCCACGGUGGCCCUGAAGGAGCAUACCAACGAGAUGUGUCGACGGGUCGCUGGAGAUCGCUUUCGCAAGAUCGCACACGGCACGUACCACCAAUGCCCAGAGCAAAUCCACUGCCGUCUUCCAUGGACGGCUUACGGGCAGAGAGUCCUGCCAAUCUUGCGGAGGGCGGGGAUGAGGCUGAGAUGUUGGCAUCGUUGAAGGAGCAUGCUGCAGCCGAAGCAGCUGCAAGCAGGGCCAAGGCAGAGACAUCGAAGUUGUGGGAGGUUGCCAGAAAGACUCUGGAAGCUCCGCGCUUUCAGAGCUUGAAGCGCCAGAGCGACUUGCAGCGAGCAAUUGCAGAAGUGGAGCUCGAGGAGUCUAUGCAAGCAGAAUCGUGGAAGUUGUUCCAUGGCUCAUUGGACAAGAAGGUGCUUGGCGAGAUCACGCGCAUGGCGGCAGGCUGUGAGGGCGGUCGAGCUUUGUCUGUUGGUGUGGCACGGCACCUCUUCGAGAAUGUUGGCUCCGCAGGGCGUAGUGGCAGCAGGGACAGAGAGAGGAAGCCGAGGAGGCCUUCUGCCCUGCCUCCGCGGCCCAGAGCUGAGAGAGAGAACAACAAAGCAGAAAGGCCGAAAGAAAAGAAACCAGAAAAAUCCGAGAAGACGACCGAGCGGCCAGAGUCUCCAUCUGUUCGCAAUCGAAUUGGUGCCUGGGAGGUUUCACAAGCUGCCCCUUUUGGUGGGGCGUAG